This is a messenger RNA of Spirodela intermedia, 687 nucleotides long. Lineage: Eukaryota; Viridiplantae; Streptophyta; Magnoliopsida; Alismatales; Araceae. The record is from the annotation of a GenBank genome assembly.
AUGGACGAUGGCAUGAUGAACCUCCAGCAAACUCUAAUUGAGAUUGAAACCAACGCUGAACAUCUCCUUUUGGCUCGCCACGAGGUGAGGAGCCUGCCGGCUGAUCCGCUUCAUCUAUACGGCGUGCUCAUGCUCUUAGUUGCUGAAAGCUCGCUGAAAAACAUGUGCAGCUUGUGGAGAACGACAAGAUCAGAAAUGGGAACCGGGAGGCCCUGACAGCUCUCCGCAGGAGGGCUCGGACCACCAAGACCAGUGUCCCGUCUCCCUUCGAGUCCCUGAUGAAAGAUAUUGGAGCUGGGUCUCGUCCCCUGGUGAGAGAGAUGUGCCCGACUUGCGGCGAUCACGAUCCCAAGGAACCCACCUGGAUGAUCUUCCCGGGUUCGGAUAUCUUCUGCCGCAUACCGUUUCAUGCGGCCCAUAGCAUCUUGGAGAAUGGUACCCCGCCUCCUCCUAAUCUCCAUUGAUAGUAGCUUUUGACUCUUUUGCUGUUCUUGAAAUCGCUGACUUUUAGACAUUGUCUUUUCCUAUGGCGAUUCAGAUCAAGAGCAGCUGGACUACAGCACGAAGAAGCUCCAGAGCUACGUGAAGGAAAAAUCCCUGGUGAUUUCUGAAAUGGGCGCCCUUGACGACAGGAUCAGCCCCGCGGUCCUCAAGUCUCUCGUCACGUUGACCGACGGACCGAAGUAA